Messenger RNA from Magnolia sinica, 834 nucleotides. Its product is annotated as NDR1/HIN1-like protein 6. The transcript has a single exon. Bases 1 to 750 code for a protein of 249 amino acids. Gene Ontology annotation, cellular component: plasma membrane. The record is from RefSeq and is a predicted model, not a curated record. Lineage: Eukaryota; Viridiplantae; Streptophyta; Magnoliopsida; Magnoliales; Magnoliaceae.
AUGGCGGACCUGGCACACAUCAACCAGGCCCCACCAUUGCCAAAACCUCCUGGCCAUGAUGAUCGGCCUGAAAAGCCAAAGGCAACUGCGGCACGGGGCACCCACCGUCGGAGGGUGUCCUUUUCCAACCACCCAACCAUGCUAGAGAAGCCACGGGAACGCCGUGGCCGAUCAUGUUGUUGUAUAUGUUGUGCGUUGACGUGGAUCCUCAUUCUCUCUCUCCUCCUUGUGGCAGCCGUCGGGGUAGGUUUAUUAUACCUGUGGUUUGAACCAACAGCACCGGGGUUUCGCAUCGAGAGGCUGAGCGUCCCGCAACUAGAUUUAAUGGAGGAUUCGGACCAGAUGCACCUUACAGCUGAGGUGAACUUAUCCAUUGUGGUUUCUAACAAGAAUGACGAGAUGAGGUUCUCGUAUGAUAAUAUCGUGGUGUUCGUGUCGUCUGAAGGUGUGAUCAUGGGCCGCACCACCGUGCCCAAGUUCGCUCUGGGACCGAAGAAUGUAUCAAUAGUGAAGGUAUACACCCGACUAUCGAAUUCGUUGGUGGAUAAUGCGGAGGCGGAGAGGUUGAGAGCGGGAUUCGAGAGGAAGGAUCUGGUUCUGGAGGUGACCGUGGACUGCAUGAUGAGCGUCAUGGUUGGAAAUUGGCGGUCCAUUGGCGUUCCGACCACGAUACUAUGCGAGAACCUCCAGUGGGCCAGGAUUGGACACCGGUUCGAGCCCAGAUGCAGGGUCAUUGUUUUGGGAUUGUAAGGCCAUUGCAACCUUAUUUCUCCUCUCAUUUCUGCACCUUGCUGACUCACUGGUUGGUGUAGAGUGGGUUGCCGACAAUUUCAU